GUUUUCGUUAUGAGUCGAGGUUUUUAACAGACACGUAAAACGUAAAUGACAUAUAGCGCACCGUUACGCUGGUUGCGCACAGUUGUGCAGUGAUAACUAUACGUGUUGCAAGACGUCCACUGAUGUCCACGGAACGAUCUGAUCAUCGAUAUCAAAGAUAAAAGUGAAGUUAUCAUUCAUCACGAUAAAGGUGGACAUUGCAUGAUUUUGCCGUUUUAUCUGCAAAGCAAGCUCGCUUGUAACAAUUCCGACCUUGAUUCCGACAUGUCCGAUUAUUUUGCGGAGAUGAGCUGGACGCCUCUAGGUGACGGAGAGACGCCGAACCAUCUGAUUCAAAUGGCACGGUUCCUGCGGGAUUUUGGCAUGUGGGACUUGGUCGGACAGGACACGGAACUUCCACCACCAGCGUCGAAGGAGGCGGUGGCUAAUUUACCGGAGAUUAAGAUUGAAUCCGGUGAGACGAAGCAGUGUCCGGUUUGCCUGAAGGAAUUCGAAGCGGACAGUAAAGCAAAAUCGAUGCCCUGCCAUCAUGUGUUUCAUCAAGAAUGUAUCGUACCGUGGUUAGAGAAGACUAACUCGUGCCCGCUCUGUCGAUACGAAUUGCCAACAGACGAUGAAGACUACGAAAUGUACAGGAAAGAGAAGAAACGAGCGGUAGAAAGAGAGAAGGACUUGAUAUCAUUGCAUAAUUCUAUGUUUACGUAAAUAUUUAAUUGAAAAGUUAUCUUUCAUUCCAUAUCUUAAGCUAAGGAUUAUAUCACUACAAUUAAAAAUAUUCACAUUAUUCAUAAGUAAGAAUCUUGAAUUACUGGUAGUCGGAAAGAUAGUCAGCGAUUGUAUAAUCAAUGUAAUGAUUUAUACUUCUUGUUCAUUAAAGAAAGUGUCUUGUAAUCAAAAAGAUAUAAAAAACAAAUAUGUAAAGCAUAUAUAUUUUGUAUAUACUGUACAUCUCUAAAAUGCGAUAUUGUGCCGAGGAUUUCAACAACCUCUAAUUUGUGGUGCGAAAGACGAUUGAAUAAAGAAGAGACAUGAAUUAUUAAUAGGAAAUAAUGUUUAUUAUACAGUGUACAUAUUUAUUAACUUCAUUUAUUUUUAUUUCUGUUAUAAAUUUUAUAUUAAUAAUUGUAUUAUAUUUUUUUGCCGAGCGACGAAUGCCUUGAUCAGUGUGCGCUUAGACUAUAACAAUCUCCGUAAAAAGUAUAGAAACUUCUGAUUUUUA
Molecule: messenger RNA, 1219 nt
Organism: Temnothorax curvispinosus
Lineage: Eukaryota; Metazoa; Arthropoda; Insecta; Hymenoptera; Formicidae
Product: E3 ubiquitin-protein ligase RNF181
Exons: 2
Coding region: 202-705 (167 amino acids)
Biological process (GO): protein ubiquitination
Cellular component (GO): cytoplasm
Molecular function (GO): ubiquitin protein ligase activity
Source: RefSeq, a predicted model, not a curated record